AUGGAUUGCCCCAGUAAACGUUCGACUAUCGCCUGCGACUACUGUCGUUCCAGCUCGCGAGCGAGGUUGGUAACAGUCGGGCAAAGCAAAGCUGCCAAUGGGGCCAAUCCCACUAUUCAAACGCCCUUCCAAAAUCCCGCAAAGGACAAUCAGGCGGAGGAUGCCGCGCGCUCGUCUGGUGCGACGCACGAUGGUCUGGAUGUCGGGUCGCAGCCAGCCGAUUCUCAAUUUCCUAUGCCCUCGACGUUCCCGUCUUCGACUAUUCCGCCGCAAGGAGGCGGAGUUCAAACGAGCGUCGAUGAUGACAGUGCUCUUCCACCACUAACCAUUCCCCUUGGACACCGAUGCAGCAAUGACAGCCUGUUGAUGCUUCCACAGAUUCAGGCGUUAAUUGGCCAGUACCCUGAAGAUUUCUUUUUUCGAGUCGAAUCCCGUCGUCGACUUCCUCGCACACAAACAUUUAACCCUAUAGAGGACAAUUUGGAGGUACCUCAAGUGGAUGCAGAAACCUCAUCGCUGCUAAUCAAUAGGUUUUUCCAAUCAGUUUAUCUAGUCAACCCUUUCCUUGAUGAGGCCGCCUAUGUCCAACGCUACACGUCUAAUGUAAAUUCUAAUGUCGAAACUCUACCCAAUGAACGCGCGGUUAAGCUUCUGGUCUUUGCUCUUGGGACAAUCGGCGGGAAGUCCAUAAAGAGGGACGAUGACUCUGAAGAGAAUGUACCUGGCAUGCAAUUCUUUGAACCAGCAGUGCAUAUUCUUACAAUAUCAUGGACAUCAUGCUUUUGCGGGGAUGUUACAUUGGCCCAAGGCUUGGUACUGUGCGCUCUGUACUUGUGCUACAUAUCACAGCCUCUAAGAGCCUGGAAGAUUAUACACAUGGCAUCAACAACCGUGCAGCAGCUAUUGAUCAGCUUUCGCAACAUCUUGCCUCAUCAGCCUGAAGCCGAUGAGCUUGCCCGGGCUGCAUGGUCCUGUUUUCUGAUAGAGAGCGGUAUCGAGCAGGUGGUCGAUAAAAUGCCGUUUCCAGGCUUUGGGCGCGCCCCAAAUCCAGUGAACCUUGCUUUUAUGACCGAUAUCUCAAUGCGCCUGCUACUCAACCGGGUGUAUUAUUCUAUAUAUUCCUCAAACUUCAGCAUUGAUGAACUGGACAGCUCUCUCAUCACAGUAUGCACCGAACUGAAUCGACAGCUGCAAAUCUGGCAUGAGUCAAUACCAGCUAUCAUUAGAUCUGGCUUACGAUCCAACAAUGAGGAUGCAAACCCGCAAGCCUAUGUUCUCCGACUACGCUAUUGGUCGACUAAGGAUAUCAUUUUCCGCCCCUUUGUGGCAUAUGUGACAUCGCUGUCUCCGGAUCAGCUUGUGAAUGUUUCUCAGACUGUCUUGGAUAAUUGCCAGUUAUGUCUUUCCAGCUGUCGGUCCUUCCUUCUCGCGUCGGGGAAAUUGUUGUCAGAAUACACACCGUACACGUACAGCGCAUUGCAUACGUAG
Molecule: messenger RNA, 1488 nt
Organism: Talaromyces amestolkiae
Lineage: Eukaryota; Fungi; Ascomycota; Eurotiomycetes; Eurotiales; Trichocomaceae
Exons: 4
Coding region: 1-1488 (495 amino acids)
Source: RefSeq, a predicted model, not a curated record